GUGGCGCGCAGCCCCAGAGCGAGAACCGGAGCCUAGCUGCACCGGGUGACAACGCUGAGCGGCUUAAGAUCUCCAGGAGCGGCUCGCCAUGGCUGGCCCGCAGCAGCAGCCCCCUUACCUGCACCUGGCCGAGCUGACAGCAUCCCAGUUCCUGGAAAUCUGGAAGCACUUUGAUGCAGACGGAAAUGGGUACAUUGAAGGUAAAGAGCUAGAGAACUUCUUCCGAGAGCUGGAGAAGGCAAGGGAAGGCUCUGGCAUGAUGUCAAAGAGUGACAACUUUGGGGAGAAGAUGAAGGAGUUCAUGCAGAAGUAUGACAAGAACUCAGAUGGGAAAAUUGAGAUGGCAGAGCUGGCGCAGAUCCUGCCGACUGAAGAGAAUUUCCUUUUGUGCUUCAGGCAGCAUGUGGGCUCCAGCGCUGAGUUUAUGGAGGCUUGGCGGAAGUAUGACACAGACAGAAGUGGUUACAUCGAAGCCAAUGAGCUCAAGGGGUUCCUGUCCGAUCUCCUGAAGAAGGCCAACCGGCCCUAUGAUGAGCCUAAGCUCCAGGAGUACACCCAAACCAUACUACGGAUGUUUGACUUGAAUGGAGAUGGCAAAUUGGGCCUGUCAGAGAUGUCCAGACUCUUGCCUGUACAAGAAAACUUCCUGCUGAAAUUUCAGGGUAUGAAGCUGACCUCAGAAGAGUUCAAUGCCAUCUUCACAUUUUAUGACAAGGAUGGAAGCGGCUACAUUGAUGAGAAUGAGCUGGACGCCCUCCUGAAGGAUCUGUACGAGAAGAACAAGAAGGAGAUGAACAUUCAGCAGCUCACCACCUACAGGAAGAGUGUCAUGUCCUUGGCUGAGGCAGGGAAGCUCUACAGAAAGGACCUGGAGAUUGUGCUCUGCAGUGAGCCCCCCAUGUAAAGGGGUGAAGGGACAGGGGCUGCUUCUGCACCUCCCCCAAAUCCCGCCCCCACCAUCCUGUCUCUCUAACACUCCUUCCCAGACUUCCCUCCCCUCACCCCUGUAACCUGCACACACCAGCCUGUGGAGCAGGAAAGGAGAGCAAAAUGGAGAGCUGGAGAGUGGGUGGCUGAUAGCGUUGUUCCUUGGAGCUGCACCAGCCCAACCCUGGCCGGAUGGACAGUUCUGCUUGCAGUGGGUCACCAGCCGCGUGGGUGAGGGGUGGGGGCACAGGUGGAGCUCCCCUAGUCUCUUCGCUGUGAUGCAUGAGCUCCUUCGCUGUAUGAUUUAGGCUUCUGAGUCCAACAGAGUGGACUCUUUCCUCUUGCUGACCCUGCCCUUCGCCCCAGGCCACCACCAACCCCGAAUUUCCAGGUUCUGCCCACCAGCUUGCUAACGAUGUAGCUGUCUUCUCAGAGUUCCUGUGGUCGAGGGCGAUCGCCCUCUUGUGUUCUUGGCUCGUGUGUUCCUUUCAUCCUUGGGUUUCCUGUCUUCUUGUUUACCAAAGAAGAGUUUACAGAUAUAAUAAAGUGGAAAUGUUCUGCCGUGGACACUCACCCA
Peromyscus californicus insignis is the source of this 1504-nucleotide messenger RNA. RefSeq names its product calbindin 2 (gene Calb2). Gene Ontology annotation, molecular function: calcium ion binding. Gene Ontology annotation, cellular component: synapse; terminal bouton; dendrite. The record is from RefSeq and is a predicted model, not a curated record. Bases 89 to 904 code for a protein of 271 amino acids. Lineage: Eukaryota; Metazoa; Chordata; Mammalia; Rodentia; Cricetidae. The transcript is spliced from 11 exons. Gene Ontology annotation, biological process: regulation of long-term synaptic potentiation; regulation of presynaptic cytosolic calcium ion concentration.